Molecule: messenger RNA, 801 nt
Organism: Perkinsus marinus ATCC 50983
Lineage: Eukaryota; Perkinsozoa; Perkinsida; Perkinsidae
Exons: 2
Coding region: 1-801 (266 amino acids)
Source: RefSeq, a predicted model, not a curated record
AUGACUGAGAUCCGGGAGGGUCUUUCGGAGAUAUCCCUGUCCUCGGGUAGUGAUAUAGAGAUUAACAAGAAGGGGGGCUCUAAACCGAAAGAAAGGGAAGCCCAUGUAGCGGCAGGAGAGGCUUUGAGAUCUGCCUGCCAGCUUGUGAUGGAUGAUCUAGUGCGGAGGGGACAGACACAGGUUCACGAUUCUAGCCCAGGUCUAGGUCAGCAGUCUCAUCAGACGGCUUGCUACCUUGAUGAUGAGGAAUAUGUCCUCCUCAAAGGUGUUAAAGAGCUCAGCCUUAUAGCUCUACGUCGCCUCGCAGGGUUAGCAGGGAGGAGGUGGCCCAAGUGGCAUCCUACUGAUGGACUCGGUGAUGAAGAGCUCUUCCAACGAGGUUACAUCUACCAUACUUGCUUGUCCCCAGCAGAGCAAGUUCUCACAUAUGAGGAGCCCAAGGCCCUCAGGGGUUUCGAGACCAUUGCCUGCUCUGUAGAGGUACCGCAGUUGGGCGGCGGCCCUCUGAUGCCUAACUUGCUGCAGUCAUUGGAUACUAAUGCCCUUCGUCGACUAGCGGCCACACUAGCUCUACCCAGUGCUGGUACCAAGGCAUCCCUCCUGAAGUCUAUUCGGACGGAGUUCAGUGGUCGUCAGCGGACCCUCCACCGAUCGGUCCUUGACAUGUCUAUGGUUCUGAAGGCCCUCAGGGAGUCUGCCUAUGUCCGACUCACAGUAGUGACAGUGGAGAUAUGCAGGCCCAUCGAGUGCUACCUUCCAAUUGGCCACCAUGCCCAAGCUCUCGUCCUGGCCCAGCAGUAA